This is a messenger RNA of Nakaseomyces glabratus, 2952 nucleotides long. RefSeq names its product Sok1p (gene SOK1). Lineage: Eukaryota; Fungi; Ascomycota; Saccharomycetes; Saccharomycetales; Saccharomycetaceae. The record is from RefSeq and is a predicted model, not a curated record.
AUGGAUAAUCCAAGGACACACACUAGGACUCGCCAUUCUUCAUCGACUGCAACACCGAAAUCUACUGUGCCACCACCGGUAUCGCUAACAUCAACAUCAAGUUCACUACUAAAUACUUCGUCGAAUUCUGCGGGCUCCGUGACAUCAGGAGAUAGCGACAAAGGGGUUGAUGCUGGUAUUGAGUUGAAGGAGGAACCAUCAUCGAUUAUUACAGCCGGUACUAGGGACUCUGAUAUAGACCGACAGCAGUUUGAAAUGGCUAUGAGAACACAUGAGGAUAUGUAUGGCAGUGAAGAUAUUGGUAACCAUGAUCAUAGCAACUCCUCCACGGACUUGCCAGAUACAGAGAUGAGUUGUGGGGAUGAAGACAUAAACAUGCUUGAUAAGCCACAACAACGACAGGGUAUAACCAAGAAAUUCAAAUCUAACCAAGAUAAUGAAACUGAAAAUACUGAUGGUUUAGGAUUCCCCAACUCGGUUAGUAAUCAAGACAGAAAUAACCUCAAUGAGGAUGUUGAUAUGAAGGAUUAUAUGAGCACAGCAGUACCUUCACAGCAGCUAAAUUCUGUAACGCCUCUCUCAAAAUUAGUUGACCAAGAGGUGCAACAAUCCCAAGAACAACAUAACAACAAAAAUAUAUUCAAACCAUUUGAUAUGAAAACAGGACAAUUUUUAAGAGUCGACUCUAAUAGUAAUGAGCAAGAAAGUACUACCAGUGCUAAUAACAGAUCUAAUGAAAGUCACCAAGGGAGCAUCACAAAAGAAAAUAACAUCUCUCCUGAUGACCUUUCGCAUACCGAAAGGACUGAUACUACUGAUAAGCAUAAUAAAAACAGUGCUUUACAACUUAACGAGGAUAAUGUCAACUCGAAACCAACUAAUGAUACCCCUGUGGUUCUCACGGACUUCAUGAACCACCACAAUAGUCAUAAAGUAAGGUCACAUUCUGUACCUACCAUCUUACAUUCAUCAUUAAGGAGGAUGACCACAACUAACAUACCUGUGGUCAACAAGGACAUCUACCCCUUCAAAACAAAUGCAGCUUAUCAUCAGCCAUCUACCAAGGCAACUAACUUUUCCAAAGGUGGCAUUAUAAUAAGUAAGGAUUCUGCGGGAGAAGGGGUUUAUCAAAAAAAUAUGGACGAGAGGGGAUUGAAAGCAGACAAUAUGACAUCUUCAUCCAUGGUGGCUUUAAGGAAGGCUAUGAUUUUAAGUCAGCAAUUCCACAACGAAACAUCAAAAAGAAAUAUUACUGAAAAUGAGAUGUUACUGCCGACAACAUCUCUUGACGAACGAAUUGAAUAUUUGAAGAGGACAAGAGAUGUUAUACCCCUUCCACCAAUAAAUUUACAAGGUCUGAAAGAGAUUGACUUGCAUGAGAUUAUGAAGAACCCCCAGCUAAGGCAUGAUAUAAUUUUUGAUCCACUAUUGCAAUUCAGGCCCAAUUUAGAUGGUGAAAGAGGUGUGAAAAAGAGACAACUGGCAGCGAAGUACUGGAGCGAUGUUGAAAAUGAGAUAAUAGUGUACAAAGAGAGACCAGAAUUAUUCGAAUAUGGCAAGACUCGUUUGGUCCCUCUAUUCGAUACUCUAAAGGAAGUAUUACUUACAAUAGUCCCACAAAAAGAGGCUACAACAAUAAAUAAUGUACUUGACACAGAGCUUAACAUGCAGGAACUUUUAAAGGGGUCUCUAGUUAUGACAAAUCUUUCGGAAUGGCUGGCAGAGCUAUUCAAAAGGCAUUGUGCCCCUAUGAGGGACGCCUGGGUUGAUAAAAUGAGUGCUACCUUCAAAGAAGCAGAAACAGAAAACUCAUUAUCAAAAUUGAUUGAUGGUCUACGUAUUGUUUUUCAGAUUCUUGAAACUAUGAAAUUAGAUAUAGCAAAUCAUCAAAUUAGAAUAUUGCGACCUGCACUUUUAAGUAAUGCAGUUGAAUUUGAAAAACAAUACUUCAAUACUCUUAUGAACUCUAAACGGAUCGAUUUGGUGGGGUCACUGAAAUGGUUCUCUCAGAAAUUUGAUUCAUAUGUCAAGAAUAAUGAAUUUAACGAGAAUAACAUUCAAAUUCCAGAUGUAUACCGGAUAUGCAUUAAAAGUAUCAUAAGCUUGCUAUCAUGUAGAAAGAUGGUAAGGGAAUACCCUACCAGUCUUUCAUUUGACCAUGCAAGACUGAUUUUACUAAGGGCAGAUAUUCGUCAAAUUGUGUGCCUGCAAGUCUGUCGACUGUUGUUCCAACAGCUAGUCGCAAAUGACAAUUCAAUUGAUAAAAUGGCCAAAAGCUAUAUCAUCAAUAAAUAUAGCAACAAAUUACUGGUUAAUGACAUUGUGAGUAUCAUCACAGAUGAUCAUGGCAAUUGCAGAUGGACUAAGAACACGCUAUCUAUAGCGGUUCAUUUAUGUAAGGUGAUUUCAGAUUUAAAACUGGAAUAUACAAACAAUGCGAAAGGGCAAGGUUCAAUUGCCAAUACAAGAUCUGCAGCCUCUACCAAACUGGAUACUAAUAAGAUAAACUUUGCGAAGUCUUGGUUAGGGAAACAAACCCAACCCUUAAGUGAUGUUUAUGGAGUACUUGAAAAUCGGAUCUUCAAACUUUUAGAAGAUGGCAUAUACCGUAGAUCAUCCUGCACCUUAGAGGGAAGAGUAAAACAGGAUUUUGUCUACUUGUAUAAUGCUAAUCCAUCACAGAAUACAGAAGGUGAUACCUCAGCGAUGGAAAAUAGUGGUCAAACGUUGAACAUAGACUCUAAAGUCAAAGGUAUCAAAAACUCCUCUCUGUUUGCUUAUCCGCUAACCGAUGAGAUGAGAAGAAACAUGGCAACUUAUGCUGUGACUGAGAUGGAGGAAUUCGGAAAUGUGUUCCGUCAUCUAUAUACUGUAGUUAAUUUACACUGGUCUGUAUUUGGCAUGCAUUAUGCAGACUGUCUGGGUGACAAGAUAGCGAAGAAAGGUAUAUAA